Messenger RNA from Soboliphyme baturini, 678 nucleotides. The record is from the annotation of a GenBank genome assembly. Lineage: Eukaryota; Metazoa; Nematoda; Enoplea; Dioctophymatida; Soboliphymatidae.
GUAACCAAGAUCAAUGUUAGAUCUCAAGUGCUUUACUAUGUUGAUCUCCCGUUUCCGUCGACCUGGCGCAAUGACUCGUUUUACUACAGCUCGACUCAGUUGCCUCAUUUGAUCAAUUCGUUGGAAAGUUUUAUGGGCACGUUUGUCAGUUCGAACCCGGUCAUUUAUAUUGUGUUGUUCAUUCCUCCGAUGUUUAAUCGUCCACUGUAUAUAUUGGACCACGGUGGCAAGAGGGCUGAGUACAAUAGUUUUGUGGUAGCCGGCUGGGGUGGUGUGGUGGUGGACAACGAGGCCACUGCAGCACAGGCGUCCAUGAUCGCCAUAGUCAGGAACUACUUUGGACUGAAUCUACCCAAGACGGACCUCGCCAUCAAAAGAGACUCCAUACAGCCACUUUGCGAGUGGGAGGUACAGAAGUUGUUGUACCACAACAUCCGCGUCGCGGUCACUUCUCUGGAAGGCGUGCUUUCGGCUCUUGAUUCGUACGAUAUCAAACGAGCCGCCUCACUCUCUCGAACGGCUUUUUUGAACUCUGAAACCGCGUUCUUCGAUCCUUCUCUUUUGGCCCUGUUGUACUUCCCUGAUGACCAGAAGUACGCCAUAUACGUACCGCUAUUUUUGCCAGUCUGUUUGCCCGUGUUUCUGUCCGUCUUUCGAAUACUGUUUUGGAAGUCUUGA